Messenger RNA from Glycine soja, 2527 nucleotides. Its product is annotated as origin of replication complex subunit 3. Gene Ontology annotation, cellular component: DNA replication preinitiation complex; nuclear pre-replicative complex; nuclear origin of replication recognition complex. The record is from RefSeq and is a predicted model, not a curated record. Gene Ontology annotation, biological process: DNA replication; DNA replication initiation. Bases 161 to 2371 code for a protein of 736 amino acids. Gene Ontology annotation, molecular function: DNA replication origin binding. The transcript is spliced from 19 exons. NCBI's taxonomy places the organism in Eukaryota, Viridiplantae, Streptophyta, Magnoliopsida, Fabales, Fabaceae.
CUUCAAUCUAAAACGUCAUCUUCGAAUGAUAUUGGAGGCUUCAAAAGCUGGAAAGGAACGGCCUUUGGAGAUAACAUGGAAGCACUUAACCGAUACGGAUCAGGGCCUUCUCUCUCUUCGCUCUCGCGUGUGUUGAUAGGAGAUUCCAAAUCUUCAUCCGAUGGCACCUUCUCGGAGUGUCGCUGAUUCAACGCCUCCGUCAACAACAUCCGAAGUCGUAGAGAACGAUUUUCAGCCAUUCUUUGUUCUUCAUAAAGCUUCGUCCCGGAGAAAAGAUAGAAAACCAACAGCUCAGGGAAAAUUGUGGAAGAGAAAUGAGUUAUCUUCAUCAUUUCCACAAGGUGCAAAGAAACUUGGAGGAAGAAUGACUGAAGAAUGUGAUCACCAUUUGUUUCAGCAACUGCAGAUUGAAGCUUUUGACAUUGUUUGGGCAAAGAUUGAAUCUACCAUUAAGGAUGUUUUAAGAGAUCUCAAUGCCAUUGUAUUUAAUGAUAUACAAAAAUGGGUUCUGGAGUGCUUCAACGCUACUAAGUUGCUUGGAGAACCUACUAUUGCUGAAGCAACUCGGUCUUUUCCCACUCUAAAUAAUACUACUCCUGGGCAGAUGUUCACUGCUUUCGUUUCUACCAGAAACAUAGAGUUCGUUGAUGAUAUAUUGACAUUUGAAGAGCUUGGUCACUUCCUGAAAUCCCAUGGAUGCCAUGUGGCUAAGCUUUCAUCACUGGAGUUUUCAUCAAAAAAUGGGAUUGCUGGUUGCUUGAAAGCCUUAUUGCAAGAGUUUCUUGGGUGUGCUAUUGAUUCAGCUGAUAUAUCAAUCUUAGCAUCAUGGUAUAGAGAACAAGUCAACUACAAUAAACCACUGUUGCUGAUCGUUAAUGAUUUGGAGAGAUGUUGUGGAUCAGUCUUAACUGAUUUUAUCUUGAUGUUGAGUGAAUGGGUUGUCAAGGUACCAAUCAUCUUCAUAUUUGGAGUUGCAACGACAGUGGAUGCCUCCAGAAACAUUCUGCCAUCACAUGCUCUUGAGCGUUUGUGUCCCUCUAGGUUUAUGCUUGGAACACCAGUCGAGAGAAUGGAUGCAAUUGUUGAGGCUGUUCUUCUGAAACAUUGCACCACGUUUAGUAUUGGUUAUAAAGUGGCAGUCUUCCUAAGAAACUACUUCAUCAACCAGGAUGGGACAGUGACAUCCUUUAUUAGAGCUUUGAAGGUAGCUUGCUUAUUACAUUUCUCAAUGGAACCUCUAAGUGUCAUACAUGGGCAAACACUCACUGAAGAUCAGAAAGAGGGAAAAUCUGCACUAUCACCCGAGACUCUCUUGAAAUACAUAGAUGAACUUCCAUUGUGUGCAAGGAAUCAAACAGUUGAUCAUCUGACUCAAAAAAGCAUGUCUGAGGGUUUGUCAGAAUUGGUGACAGUGCAGAAGCUAUGGAGCACUGCAGUUCUGUGCCUAUAUGAAGCUGGAAAGUACAGCAGAGUGCGACUAUUGGAUUUGUUUUGUGAAGCUCUCAGUCAAGAUUUAUACCUUUCAAGGGUUUCUGAUUGUCAUGUGGGGGAUGAAAAAGAUCGUGAUUUGUCCUCAACAAAUGAUCCCAGACAACAAUAUUCCAUCAUGAAAAGCGGUGGUAUUAUUGGCAAAAUAGUAUGCAAAGUGAGGGAUAUCCCUACAGGGAUGCUAUAUCAGUUGAUUGAGAGUUGGGAAAAACUUACUGCUGAUGUUUCAGAGAUUCAUGAGAAAUUGAAAAUCUUGCAAUCUUCAGUAAGAUGUGAAGAUGGAAAGAGUUCACGCAAGAGUUCCAAGGACAAUUCCAAGAGAUAUCCAGUAAACAUUGACAAGGAUGCGAGAAUGUUAAAUUUACAAGCUAUCGCAUUUUUAGAUUAUCUACUUAAAAAUUUUUUGAAGCCCGUUGAAGGCAUGCCUUUCCAUGAAAUUUUCUGCUUCAAGAAUGUUGAGAAGCUUCAAUUGGUUUUGAUUGGAGAUCCAAGAAGAAGAAUUCAAGUUGAUCUAUUGGAGUUCCAUAAGAUUUUAAGGUGCAGCUGUUGUAGCAAGAGUGGCAAUGCCCUAUUGCCAUCCAGGCAUGACUCCUCAAUUAUGUAUUCUCUGGCUCAAGAGCAUGGAGAUCUUAUCAAUCUUCAUGACUGGUUCCAGUCUUUUAGAACAAUUGUUAUUCAACAUAAAAAUAAACGGAAACAAAAUUCAAAGCAAUCCCCCUCAUCAAAGAAGAGAAAAGAUAUAAAUGGAUCUGCCGACCAAAACGAAGCAUCGAUUCAAGCACGCUUUUGUAGGGCAGUUACUGAGCUGCAGAUUACUGGACUAGUUAGAAUGCCCAGCAAGAGACGCCCGGAUUUUGCUCAAAGAGUAGCAUUUGGACUUUGAUACGAGAUUUACUGCUUUACUUUCAUAUUGUCUUCCUAGUUUUCUCAUUAAAAUGUGAUAUAAUUGUAUUUUCUUAUAUUACCAAAUUAUUUAUGGUCUAUACUCUAUACAGCUGAUUGUUUAAUUGAUGAACCUGAUCCAUAAUAUAAAAAAAAA